Molecule: messenger RNA, 510 nt
Organism: Arabis nemorensis
Lineage: Eukaryota; Viridiplantae; Streptophyta; Magnoliopsida; Brassicales; Brassicaceae
Source: the annotation of a GenBank genome assembly
AUGGGUUCUGUCCUACGAUGUUUUGGUACUUGGUUCAAGGGCUCCAUAGUAUUUUUCGACUUAUGUUUAUUGUUUUGGUGUUUGGGUUCAAUCGGCUCCAAACCCUUCUGUGCGAUUGCUACGGCUCUCUUUGGUUUGUGUUCCAUCGUAGUAGGUUGGUUCUGGGAUGAGCUCUUUUCGGAUCAGCCGUUCGACCCGAUUGAUCUUCUACGGAAAUUCAAGAUCAAUGCUGGGUUCCGAUGUUUCGGUGCUCGGGUUCAGGCGGGAUUCCGCUGUUUUGGUGGUUGGGUUGUCCUAAUGUCAACCCAAGUUCUUAACGCUUUCACAAAGGUGCUCGCUGGUGCAAUUGUUGCUGUUCUUUUUGGGUUGUGCUCCGUCGUGGUGGGUCUCUUCUGGGAAGAGCUCUUCUCAGAUCGGCCGUUCGACCCGAUCGAUCUUCUACGGAGAUUGAAGAUAAGUGUGAGGGAGCUAUUCCAGCUCUUUGGCACCUACAAGGAACUGAAGCAGUAG